Molecule: messenger RNA, 609 nt
Organism: Symsagittifera roscoffensis
Lineage: Eukaryota; Metazoa; Xenacoelomorpha; Acoela; Convolutidae
Product: 5'-deoxynucleotidase HDDC2-like
Exons: 2
Coding region: 1-609 (202 amino acids)
Cellular component (GO): cytoplasm
Molecular function (GO): 5'-deoxynucleotidase activity
Source: RefSeq, a predicted model, not a curated record
AUGGAGUCAUGUAUCAAACUGCACGACCUGUACAUGCUUGUGGGCGACCUGAAGAGACUGAAACGUACAGGGUGGGUGUUAUGUGGAGUAGGUGAUGGGUAUCCAGAGAGUGUUGCGGAUCACAUGUACAGAAUGGGGUUCAUGGCCAUGACGCUUCCUCUGAAGGACUUCGAAGAUAGUGCCGGGCUGGAGGGAGACAGGGUUGUGAAGUUGUGUUUAGUGCAUGAUGUCGCAGAAGCAAUUGUUGGUGAUUUGAUAGUUGGAAGGGACGGAGUGACCAAAAAGAACAAGCACCAGCUAGAGUCCGAUGCAAUUGAGAAAAUGAAAACCGACCUCGACCCUCACACUGCGAAAAUGUUCCAAGACCUCUGGCUUGAAUACGAAAACCAAACUUCGUCAGAAGCGGAGCUAGCAAAAGAUCUGGACAAAUACGAUAUGAUCUUACAAGCUCAUGAUUACGAAAUAAGAGAUAAGUGUCCUGGAAAAUUACAGCAGUUUUUUGACAGUACGGAAGGUUCCUUCAAAUACACUUGUGUAAAAAAUCUUGUGCAAGUACUUUACGAUAAACGAAAAAAAUGGAUAGAAUCUUCAGAAGCUGUCCAGUCGUGA